UUUUGGUCAGGCAGUGUUUUAGACAGUAGACGCAGGGGUCCUCACGGGAGCAGCGCGUGUGACGCACACUGCGCAGGAGCUGCUGUGAAGAGCUCUGUGUCCGCUAUCGGACAGGCCUGGCACAUCAAGGCUCUCACUCUUGUUUCACUCAUCGUUUGCAGCACUAUGGCGUUUAACUUCGGUCAGGCGGGCACUGGAGGUUUCAACUUUGGAGCCCCUAAAACUACAGCUGCAGGCACCACAGGCUUCGGGCUGCAGACCAGCGCUCCUGCGGGAGGGGCCUUAUCUUUCGGGGCCAGCCAACCCCAGACUCAGACCUUUGGGAACCCGUCGUCUCAGAUCGCAGGACUUCUCGCUCAGCCGAUGCAGAAUAAUGGAAGCAUGCAAGCUGGAUUCAGCUUCGGAGCCCAGACUCAGAGCACCGCCUCAAGUGGAGGCUUCUCUUUUGGUGCCUCCCUUCCAAAACUCAGCGCACCUGCAGCAUCUCAGCCUGCGACCACAAGUGUGACUCUGGGGGCUUCAGCUGCUGGGGCGGGCUUCAGUUUCGGAGGUCUCACCGCUCAGACUACUGCAACCCAGCAGCCUUUGGGGGGAUUCGGCUUUGGGACGCCCAAAGUUCAAGCAUCCUCAGCUGCCCCGGCACAGCCCACCCCUGCGCUCUCACUAGGGGCUCAACCCACAGGUCUGACUCUUGGAGCUUCUACUGCUGCCUCCACAGCCCCAACAGCUGCAUUUAACUUUGGGAUUAAAACUUCAGCCACCCCAGCUCCUAUCAGCUCUGCACAGAGUCAGUCCAUGACAGCUCCAGUGUCCUCUCUGUUUGCUGCUCCUAUAGCCUCAACACCAGCCACAGGAUUCACAUUGGGCUCCUCGAUGGCCUCGGUGGCUCCUGUGGUGAGCUUAGCAUCCAACGCUCCCACAAGCCUGUCCCUGAAACCUCUAGGAGCCGCCGCUCCUGCUAUAAGCACAGUAGCUGCUGUUAGCACUGGAGCUACUACUGGCUUUUCUCUGGGACUGAAGACUGUAGCAUCUAUUGCACCAGCCAUCACCACCUCAACUGCCAUCGUCACAACCAGCACUGCUCCAGUGAUGCCAUACGCUCAGCUGGAGGCUUUGAUUAACAAGUGGAGCUCAGAACUAGAAGACCAAGAGCGACACUUUCUUCAGCAGGCCACUCAGGUCAAUGCCUGGGACCGUAUGCUGGUGGAGAAUGGAGAGAAGAUAACUGCUUUACAUAAAGAUAUGGAAAAAGUCAAACUGGACCAACGAAGGUUGGAUCAAGAACUGGACUUCAUCCUGUCCCAGCAGAAAGAGCUGGAGGAUCUUCUUGGUCCAUUAGAGGAGUCUGUGAAAGAACAAAGCGGAACCAUUUACAUGCAGAACGCAGACGAAGAGCGAGAACGAACGUACAAGUUGGCAGAAAAUGUGGAUGCUCAACUCAAGAGAAUGUCCCAUGAUCUGAAAGAGAUUAUUGAACACCUCAACACCUCCAGCGGACCUGCUGACACCACUGACCCGCUUCAGCAGAUCUGCAAAAUCCUCAAUGCACAUAUGGACUCCCUGCAGUGGGUGGAACAAAACUCUGUUUUACUCCACAGGCGAGUGGACGAGGUCUCAAAGCUGUGUGAAAGCCGCAGCAAGGAACAAGAGAAGAGCUUUCGUUUAAACUUCCAGUGAUCACGCAGCUCUCUUUUUUUCCUCAGUCAGUUGUAAAUGAAUGUCAUUGUUUUUAUUUGCUUCAAAAUAAAAUAAUU
Sinocyclocheilus rhinocerous is the source of this 1754-nucleotide messenger RNA. RefSeq names its product nuclear pore glycoprotein p62-like. The coding region runs from base 166 to 1677 and encodes 503 amino acids. Gene Ontology annotation, cellular component: nuclear pore central transport channel; nuclear pore. The transcript is spliced from 13 exons. Lineage: Eukaryota; Metazoa; Chordata; Actinopteri; Cypriniformes; Cyprinidae. Gene Ontology annotation, biological process: RNA export from nucleus; protein import into nucleus. Gene Ontology annotation, molecular function: structural constituent of nuclear pore; phospholipid binding. The record is from RefSeq and is a predicted model, not a curated record.